Messenger RNA from Cololabis saira (Pacific saury), 2197 nucleotides. It is a transcript of the gene cox19, whose product is annotated as cytochrome c oxidase assembly protein COX19. Gene Ontology annotation, biological process: mitochondrial respiratory chain complex IV assembly. The record is from RefSeq and is a predicted model, not a curated record. The transcript is spliced from 3 exons. Gene Ontology annotation, cellular component: mitochondrial intermembrane space. Bases 139 to 426 code for a protein of 95 amino acids. Lineage: Eukaryota; Metazoa; Chordata; Actinopteri; Beloniformes; Belonidae.
GCCCACCGCGACACCCAAACACAGCGUCGUAUUUCUGCGACAGCGAGGUUACAUCAGGGACUCUGGCGUUUUCCCGAAUAUUCUCAACAUUUUAUAUCUUAUUUCAUACCAAGCGAGUUUUAAAACGCACACAUAAACAUGUCCACUGCUAUGAACUUCAGCUCGAAGAGUUUUAAGCCUCGGGCUCCGGACAAAGGCUCUUUCCCUCUGGAUCAUUUUGGAGAGUGUACCGGCUUCAAAGAGAAGUUUAUGAAGUGCCUGAGGGAGAACAGCUUCGACAACUCUGUGUGCCGACUGCAGUCUAAAGAUUACCUGGAAUGCAGGAUGGACCAUCAACUCAUGACCAAGGAGCCUCUGGAGAAACUGGGAUUCAAAGACUUGAUGGACCCUCCUUCCGAUCAAGAUAACAGAGACACCAAACCCUGAUGUGCGGCUGUUUCCGUCUGCAUCCAGUGGUGCUCUGAACUUAUCCAACAGUUUAUUGUCAAUAAGUCGUAUGCAUUUGCGCUCCAAAUGCACAUGGAAAGCAAAUACUGCUGUAAAGGUGGAGUAGAAGAAGAACAGCUUAAAGGGCCGGGUGCAGCCCUGCAGGAGAACUUUGAUUUGUGGCUUUAGAGUGGGACUGCAGAGUGCAAACCAACUCAAAAUCAUGGAUAAAUAUGUAUUGCAAUUUUACUUUUAGUUAACAAUAAAUCUUUGUGAUUUAAGAAGUUAUCUCAAAGCAUUUGAUGCAGUCGUUUUGAUAUGAGUUAUAUACUUAUUGCUCGGAUUCACAUGAAAAGUCAUUGCGUGGUAUUUUACUGAUAAACCAGAUAGUUUCACGUUCAACUACAUGCAGUUCAAUUCGGAGUUCAGCUCAAAUCGUACAGAAGAGUGAAAAAGCAUUGACCCCUUGAGUUUUGGCAAUUUCUAUUUGUAAAGCAAUAUUUUAUCCAUGUCUUUACUUUGAUGGUUAAGGAGAAAUUGCCUCAAAGGUAGAAAUAAUCAGAAACAUACAAUUUUAAAGGUAGCGAUUAAAGCGAUUUGUGGACGACUUCAUGUCUACUAAUAUUUGAAACAAAACUUCAGGACACAGGGUGCCCUGCUCCUCCUUCUCAAGAAAACGCCCGGUCAUGGACUCUGUCAAGCCUCUUGCCCCCUCGCUCCGUGUGCACAAACACAGACCCUCCCCCUUUCCGUGUCUGGCUGGAGUAAUUUGUUUGUUAUGGUUUGGGGGUCAGGCUGCUCUGUUUCCAAUCUGGAUUCAGAAAUGAGUCAGAAGACUUUUUUUUUUCUGCAUACCCAUGAGAUGAGCAGCUAGCAGAUGGUCAGGAGAUUUUCACUAAAUGUUAAAAAGCUUAGAAUUGCAUACCCUGCCUUUUAAAUUGUAUUUCUGUAACUCUGUGUUGAAGUGCUUGACUAAGGUCUCCUAAAGUAAAGCUUUAAUCUUUGGUGGAAAUUAAAGAGAGAGAUUGUAUGCCCUAGGUGUAUUUAAUAAUUAAAUAAAACAAAUAUGAAUGUAUUAUUAUUUAUUUAAUGACUGUCAAUGCUGGGCCCCUCACUCCGAGUAAUACAACUCAUGAGAUCAGGAGCUUCUGAAAUACCUGCCAGGAUGUCCUUUAUGUAACAACAGAAGCAAAACCCUCUCAAGUUGUACAAACAUGAGAAGUUGACGGCCGUGUUUUCUUUGGAGUAAGCUGUUAAUCUUGUAUAUUAUGUAUUGUCAUGUCCACUUGUAUAAGUUUGAAAGAUAAUGAUUCUCCCAAAAACUUUAUUUACAUCAUUAACUGUAUUUAUAGAAACAAAACUGAAAUGUUGAUGCCAAUAGGUAGAAAACUAAUUUCAGUGUUACAUUUACAUAGGAUGCAUCGUCAUACUGGAAGUUGGAGGGGUUUCAAAGGAUCUGGCAACAUAUGUUUCUCUGGAUUUAUGAUUUAUGAAAACUUUCCACAUUCCUGAAAUUUUACUUACUUGCUUUAGUCUUUGGAAUCUGUUUUUGUGCCACAAGGUUCUUGUGUCCAGUGGGUCUAACUGACAAAAAUUGAUUCAAGUGUUAAACAUUUGGGCAAUUCUAAGUACCCCCUCACUUCUCCCACAGUAUUUAAAAGUGUAAGUUGCAGCCAAGGACUUGAUCAAUUAAUAAUAAGCAGGUUUCCUGAAAAUUUCAAUGGCAUAUGGACAAGUUAAUGCUCCACCCAAUCUGUGGUUAAUAAAGAAA